Molecule: messenger RNA, 1183 nt
Organism: Camelina sativa (false flax)
Lineage: Eukaryota; Viridiplantae; Streptophyta; Magnoliopsida; Brassicales; Brassicaceae
Gene: UND
Product: Eukaryotic aspartyl protease family protein
Cellular component (GO): extracellular region
Source: RefSeq, a predicted model, not a curated record
AUGAAAAAAGCGAUCACUUUUCUUGUUCUUCUUAUCCUCCCUCUCCUAACCAAUGCUAGACCAAAGAGACCCACACUCCAUAUCCCUCUUGUGCACAAUGGUGCUAAUUUUUAUGACAACAAAGUCGUUGCCCCUCCUCUCUCGUCACCCCACUCCAACCGAGGACUAGCGUACAUGGCCCAACUUCACUUCGGUUCUCCUUAAAGAAGACAAUUUCUUCUCUUGGACACUGGAAGUAGUCUUACCUGGACGCAAUGCUUCCCUUGCGUCCACUGUUUUGACCAGAAGGUAUAUACAAAAUACCGGCCGGAAGACUCAAUUACAUACCGCGAUGAGAUGUGUGAAACUGAUGCCAGUAAUAAAUCAAAUCCGUAUUUCAUAUAUGAUCCUUUGACGAGGAAAUGCACCUACCAACAAUAUUAUUUAGACGACAGCAACAUCAAAGGCACACUUGCACAAGAAAUGAUUACGGUGGAUACGCUUGAUGGUGGGUUCAAAAGGGUACAUGGUGUAUAUUUUGGGUGCAACCAUUUGAGUGACAGGGCAAGCAUUACGGGAACGGGCAUAUUGGGCCUUGGGAUUGGUAAGUACUCUAUCAUAGGGGAGUUUGGCUCGAAAUUCUCAUUUUGCCUUGGUCGGAUAAGCGAACCUAAAGCUUCUCACAACUUAAUCCUUGGGGAUGGUGCAGAUUUAGAAGGACAUGCCACAGUAAUAAAAAUAAACGACGAAGGUCAAUAUAUGUUUAACUUGGUGUCCGUCAUUGUUGGAGAGGAAAUACCAUUGGAUGACCCGGUUAAAGUAUUUGUUGACACGGGCUCCGAGCUUUCUCACUUGUCCACAAGUUUAUACUAUAAAUUUGUGGAUGAGUUCGACGAUCUAAUAGGUAGACCUGUCAUGUAUGAACCAAGGCUGUGCUACAAAGCAGAUGCCAUAGAAAAGCUAGAGAAAAUGGAUGUCGGUUUUCUGUUCGCCGGAGGAGCUGAGUUGAGCGUUAAUAUCCAUGAUAUCUUCAUACCACAAGGUCCCUUUGGAGUUCGUUGCUUGGUAAUAAUGAAUAAUAAGGGAUCUUUUCAACAGAUCAUCAUUGGGGUUAUAUCAAUGCAAGGGUAUAACUUGGGCUACGACCUCAAAGCACAAACCGCUUACGUUCAAAAACAGGAUUGUGAUAUGUAGAAGGUGUAGU